CGACUUCCUGCGUAGUUGAGCUGCGUGCAUUGUGCAGUUCAGUGUUCACUUCCGAGCUCGCUUUUGCAGCUACCCACUGAAGCCCCAUCCAGUCCCUCCCUCUCCCGCUUACUCUUUCUCUGUCGGAGCCAUUUUCUUAGAAGUUUUCAAUCUUUUUCUCACAUUUCUUUCAAUUUCACUUCAAUGGCUAUCAACAGAGAAUCCACUCCUCCGCCUGUGAUCGGCAAAAUUGGCCCUUACACUGUUUUCGUGACGCCACCUUCUACCCCGAAGCCCUCCGACGCCGUUUUGGACUCGCCGAAGAAGAUUGUGCCUCCGCCGGUUCAGCCUCCGCCUGUUCAGUUGGAGAAGUCCGUCUCUGCGAAUUCUGUAGCAGAUGGGUCUGUUCUGGGGUUUUUCAAGAAUGCUGUAACGAGGGUGCAAACUGCACACUCAAGUUUGGAUGAUCAUUUAGCACGGUGGUUUGGGUUGGAUCAGUCAAAGUACCAAUGGGCACUUGAUGAUUAUUAUGAAAGCAAGGGAGUGGAACAAGGAGAUAUUAAAAUGAAGGAAAUAUCAAGCAAAGUACAGAAUGUUUAAAGCAUAUUGGGCUGGGUUUAUCAGAAAUGAGGUAUAUGAACACCCGUUUUGAGUAUAUUCCUUUAUACGUGCGGACUGGAGCAAUUAAAUUUGGUAUGUCAAAUGGUUCUUUGACCUUCAUCGUCCAUAGAUGUCAUGGUUGAAAUCGAGGGCUCUUUCCCAACUCCAGCGGCCAAGGUUGAUUAUUGCAGUUAGUUGGAUCCUGUAAUUUUGUUAUCAAGUUAUAUAUUAUUCUAGACGGUGGGAUUUUGUAAUUUUAUAAUCAAGUUGUAACCUAGGUCAAUUUUUUGCCCCCCCCCUCCUUCCUUGUUUGUGCCAUGUUUUUGGGUUCUGGACUUAGAUUUGUUGAUGGAUUUGCACUUUAUUGAAAACUAAAAAGGUUAUAGUUGCUUUGUCA
Molecule: messenger RNA, 976 nt
Organism: Prosopis cineraria
Lineage: Eukaryota; Viridiplantae; Streptophyta; Magnoliopsida; Fabales; Fabaceae
Exons: 4
Coding region: 184-579 (131 amino acids)
Source: RefSeq, a predicted model, not a curated record